Molecule: messenger RNA, 1392 nt
Organism: Malaclemys terrapin pileata
Lineage: Eukaryota; Metazoa; Chordata; Testudines; Emydidae
Gene: ACRV1
Product: acrosomal vesicle protein 1
Exons: 3
Coding region: 1-327 (108 amino acids)
Source: RefSeq, a predicted model, not a curated record
AUGAACAAGAUCCUGGCUCUGGGUUUGCCAGCCCUGCUCUGCUUGGCAACGGCUGCAGCUCUCCAGUGCAACGGCUGUUUCAUGAUGCUACAGGAUGGCAGCUGUAUGCUAGGCAAACACACCUGCACAGCCGCGCGGGGGGAAUCCUGCUUUACCCGUAAAAUCACUAUAGCGGGCUUUAUCAAUCGUGUGGAGCGGGGCUGCACAUCCAUCUGCGAGGAUACAGAGAUCCCUGAAGACUACUACAAGGACACCACCCAGUGCUGCACAGAUGGGGACUUCUGCAACAUCCACAACCCCUUCCCCAAAUUCUCCGAUUAUGCCUAAGGGGAGACUGGUGUUCAGGGCUGGCAGGCACGCCAUGUUCUCCCUUCACCCCACCCCUGGCUCUGGGUUAAUCUCUCACGCCCCUCGCCUCAUGUAAAAUCCAGCAGGACCCAAGACCAUCCCCUGGUGUCAUCCUCAAUCACACGCUCCUGUCAGCUACAAAUGAUAUUUAAAUUAGGAAAUGAACUCUAACCUCUGGCCCUGCCCCACUCCCCCUGGCCACGCCCUGCUUCCCCUUAGCCCCUCCCCUUGCCUGGCUGCCCUCCUCCCAUCUUGCUGUCCCAGGCCCAGCACCCAAACUGGUGCUUUGCUGCUUUUCCGUAGUUGAAGGUGCCCAUAUCCCCCACAACUGUCAUUUCAGAGUUGCCGCUGCCCCGUGAGAAUAUUAAGGGCCCCCCCACCCUUCCCCAGACAUCGCUCUGUGCAGGGCAGGCAGUUUGCCAGCUUGGGAGGCUACAGUGCAGAGGGGACACCUUGCAUGCCAACCAGUGGGACCCACUCAAUUCUCCCUCCAUGUUUCCCUGUACACUGGGCCCCAGUGACACCCUGAGCCUGGUGUCUGCUCAGUGCAGACACCUGAGACAGAACAAACACAGCACAACCCACAGCUUUCAGCUCCAGACGGGCUGUAAGAGGGUCGAUACCAGGUUCUUCCCCCGGCAACUAGCUGGCAGAGCCAUGCCUGGGACAGGAACCCAGACAGCAGGGCACUCAGGGAUUUCCUCCUCUGCAGCGUGCCCAGCUCCCUGCCUGGCUGGUCCCCCGGAGCUCCCCCUGCCCUCGGAAAUGAGUCCUGCCCGUCUCCCUGCCGUGAUCCAAACCCCACUGUGCCUGGGGCAGUCCCUGAUCUCUGAGUGAUCCUGGAAUGGGUCACUCUGUUCAGAUCCCACCAUUCCAUUCAGCCCUCACACACUCUGAACCGCUGCCUCCCUGCCGUGCCCAGGGUGGGAUCCUGGCUUGCUGUAUUUGCAGCUGAGAUUCUGCUGAUGAAACGCCUGCGCUUAUCUCCCUCUUUGUCAUAUUCUGCUCAUUUCUUUCCUUGCGCAAUAAACCCUCUGAUUGUCA